GCUCUUUUAUUUUAUCAACAAAACCCCCACUUUGAGACCUUAAAACCAGUCAGUUAAUUGAAUUGGAGAAAGACAUCAAGAACAUCAAUGGCUAGCGAUGAGUUCAGGCUGGUAUCACCUCCAAUAAACCACGAAGGAAGGUUGCCUAGAAAGUACGCGUGGGAAGGCCAGGGUGCAUUGAAGAACUUGUCUCCGCCGCUGGAAUGGUACAACGUGCCCGAUGGAACGAAGACCUUGGCCCUUGUGGUUCAGGAUAUCGAUGCUCCGGACCCUAGCGGCCCAAUCGUGCCGGGGACCAUCUGGGUGGUCGUGAACAUUCCUCCCACGGUGAAUAGGCUGGCUGAGGGGUUCUCUGGAAAGAAAGAGGAACUGGGUGGUGAAUAUGCUGGAAUCAAAGAAGGGCACAAUGACUGGAAGGUCCCGGGGUGGCGCGGGCCCAAGCUGCCCUCCCAUGGCCAUCGGUUCGAGUUCAAACUCUAUGCUUUGGACGAUGAGAUGCACCUUGGUAACAAGGUCACGAAGGAGAAGCUGUUGGAGGCAAUUGAAGGGCAUGUGCUGGGAGAAGCGGUCUUGAUGGCCCCUUUCUAAUACAAUAUCUUUAUUUAUUUUUUAUUUUUUUAUUUUUUUUU
Molecule: messenger RNA, 629 nt
Organism: Alnus glutinosa
Lineage: Eukaryota; Viridiplantae; Streptophyta; Magnoliopsida; Fagales; Betulaceae
Exons: 2
Coding region: 88-588 (166 amino acids)
Source: RefSeq, a predicted model, not a curated record